Messenger RNA from Trichosporon asahii var. asahii CBS 2479, 822 nucleotides. Its product is annotated as RNA polymerase II transcription factor. The record is from RefSeq and is a predicted model, not a curated record. NCBI's taxonomy places the organism in Eukaryota, Fungi, Basidiomycota, Tremellomycetes, Trichosporonales, Trichosporonaceae. The coding region runs from base 1 to 822 and encodes 273 amino acids. The transcript has a single exon.
AUGGCUUUCGAGAACCUCAACGUCCCGCAGCUCGCUGUGCUCCCGUCACCGCUCGCGUCUCUGUUCGCCAUGAACGCGGUCUCGGGAGCUGUGCUGCACAUCGGGCGUGAGGCGUCGGAGGUGAACAUUGUCUACGACUCGAUCGUGCGAUGGGAGGCGACAGCAACGGUGGAUGUCGGUGAGGUGGACUGCGAGCGGCAUCUGGAGAAGCUUCUGCUCGCGGACGAGAAGCUGGACAAGGAGCUGAAGUCUGUUGCUGGCGUCGAGAGCUUCGCCCCGGGCCAGAAGGAGCAGUACGUCAAGGAGAUCCGGGAGUUCAUCUUCGCCGAGUGUGUCGGCGACGACAUCGAGGUGCCGAUCGCCAAGACUGCCGUCAAGGCCGCAGUCGUGACGUCGAACAAGAAGCCAGAGGAGGAGGAUGACGCCUUUGAUGUCGCGAAGAAGCUCACGGCCGAUGCCGUGCCGCAGGCGAUCCCGAACCCAUCGCACAAGUCGAAGAAGGCGCUGGCUGCUGCUGCCGCUGCCGCUUCGAAGGCCGAGGCGGACGCCGCGGCUGCUGCCGAGGCCGCGGACGUUAUCGUCGUCACGAUCCCGUCCCUGCCUGAGAAGGAGAUCACGGUUGGCAGCGUGCGCCACCGCCUCGCCGAGCCGCUCCUCUUCGGCACCAAGAAGGGCGGCGACACGGUGUGGGAGGCGAUCGGCCGCGCGAUCGAGCACGAGGGCCUCAAUACCUGGGAGCGCCUCACGAUCUGGGACUCUAUCGGCGUCAUCGGCAACAUGGCCCGGUUCAAGUGUAAGUUUACAAGGCAGAUCCGUAACUGA